Messenger RNA from Argiope bruennichi, 8939 nucleotides. It is a transcript of the gene put, whose product is annotated as activin receptor type-2A-like. Gene Ontology annotation, molecular function: activin binding; metal ion binding; ATP binding. Gene Ontology annotation, cellular component: plasma membrane; activin receptor complex. The transcript is spliced from 10 exons. Gene Ontology annotation, biological process: protein phosphorylation; cellular response to growth factor stimulus; activin receptor signaling pathway. The record is from RefSeq and is a predicted model, not a curated record. Bases 389 to 2098 code for a protein of 569 amino acids. NCBI's taxonomy places the organism in Eukaryota, Metazoa, Arthropoda, Arachnida, Araneae, Araneidae.
AGUUCAGUUCAUCAGCAGAGUACGUACACUAAAAACAAACGCCAUUGUUGCUGUGUUAUGAUCAGUGUUGAGAUGUAGUGCGAAUUUUUUAACGAAAUGGGGGAGGUUGUUAAUUUGCGUGUGAUAACCGUUUGAAUGAGUGAAUAUGGAGUGGAUUUUUUCACAAUCGAUGAUGAAUGAUCAGAAUCUCAGAAGCAAUGUAUUGCUUUGGUUUUAUUGGUAUUUAAAUCAGAUGGAGCCUGCUGUAUUCACAGUGUUAUCUUGUGUACAAACAUAAAAUGUUUUGCCGCGACCUUUCUGUUUUUCAUCUGCACUUAGAAAUGUGAAAAGGGAUUCGCUUUUUGGUCUGAAUACUAUGUGUUAAUGUGUAGUUAGAGGACAAAUCAACAUGUUAUUAAUUUCAGCUAAAAAGUCAUCUUCCAGUAUUCAGGCAACUAUGCCACUUCAUAAACAUUCUGUAUCUUAUUUCCUUAUUGCUGUUCAUCUAAUUCUAUGUCCUUGUUACGGUUUGACUUCUAUAAAUGCUACUAAUGACAUGCUUUGUGAAAAGUAUAAUGAGACAAUGUGUGCUAGUAAUAGUAAUGGUGAAGGAUGCAAUGGAACAGAGGAAUGUAAACCUGGAGAGAAUGAAAAAGGAAAUUUAUGUUAUGUCUUAUGGCAAAAUAACAGUAGAUCGUUUACCAUUAAACUGAAAGGAUGUUGGGUAGGCAGUCAUGAUGCAUGCAGUAAUAAGAACAGGUGCAUGGAAACUAGACGUGAACCUAAUGUACAAUUAUUGUUCUGCUGUUGUGAAGGUUCUAUGUGUAAUCGAAAGAUGACAAUUCCUUCUAAUGGGUUUGCCCCGACACCUGCAGCUGCUAAGACCAGUACUGCUGCACCUAUUCGGAUGGCUUCAAGCAGUAGACAGAUUCGUAAUAUCCUGCUAUUUACAAUGCUGCCAUUCAUUACCAUUACUGUUGUUGUUGCUAUUGGUUAUUGGGUAUAUCGUCGACAUAAAAUGGCCCUCUUCAAUGAGUUGCCAACUACCGAUCCUUCACCUCUUCCACCUCCAUCGCCAUUACUUGGGCUUCGUCCAAUUCAACUUCUUGAAGUCAAAGCUCAGGGUAGAUUUGGUGCUGUGUGGAAAGCAUUAAUAAACAAUGAGCCUGUUGCAGUGAAAAUAUUUCCUCAUCAGGAUAAAAAUUCAUGGCUUGUGGAGCAGGAAAUUUAUAUGCUGCCGCAGAUGAAACAUGAAAAUAUUUUGAAUUUCAUGGGUGUUGAAAGGCGAGGUGAUCAAUUUCAAGUUGAAUAUUGGUUAAUUUCUUCAUACCAUGAAAAAGGUUCUCUUUACGAUUUUCUGAAGGCUAAUCUCGUAAGUUGGGGAGAAGUAUUAAGCAUAGCUGAUUCAAUAUCCAAAGGCUUAAUGCAUUUGCAUGAGGAACUUCCUGCUACAAAAGGAGAAAAAUACAAACCUGCUGUCGCCCAUAGAGAUUUUAAGAGCAAAAAUGUUCUGAUAAAGAAUGACAUGACUGCAUGCAUUGCAGACUUUGGCUUAGCUUUGGUGUUUUAUCAAGGAAAGCCUACUGGCGAAACUCAUGGACAGGUUGGCACUCGCAGAUAUAUGGCCCCAGAAGUCUUGGAAGGUGCUAUAAAUUUUAACCGAGAUGCUUUUCUAAGGAUAGAUAUGUAUGCAUGUGGAUUGGUUCUUUGGGAAUUGCUGUCCAGAUGUUCAGCGGUUGAAGGCCCAGUAGAUCAGUAUAUGUUGCCAUUUGAAGAUACUGUUGGUCAGCAUCCUACUUUGGAAGAUAUGCAAGAAGUUGUAUCUCAAAAGAAAAUAAGACCACAGUUCAAAGAAGUAUGGAGGAAACACCCUGGAAUCAGUGCACUGUGUGAUACAAUUGAAGAAUGUUGGGAUCAAGAUGCUGAAGCUAGAUUAUCAGCUAGCUGCAUUCAAGAAAGACUAACUUUCUUAUAUAAAACCCAGCCUCCUUACCCUGAAACACAAAUGAGCAUGGUGAAAGAAAUAUCGUGCUCUACCGCUACCUCAAAUUUAUGCCCAGAUGCAGCUUCUAUGUCCAAGUCUCAGCCAGUUUUGUUACCUAAAGAAUCUAGCAUAUAGGAUGAGAAAGUAUUUAUAUCAUAAAUACUUUGUGCCACAAUAUUUGACUGACUGACUGAUCUGAACUGAAUUGAAUUAUGGUUGUAUCUGCAAUGAUUUGUUUUACUGUGCAAGGAGCAGCUGGGUGUUUGACUAGCUGAAUGUCCUAAGAAAACAAAAUUUUGCAAAAUAUUUCUUGUAAUUCACAAGAUUUCCUUGUGCCUUCUAUCCAGUAGUACAAGUUUAUCACCGAAGUCAAGCUCUGCUUUGAUAUGCAGUAGCCUUCUCAUAAUUCUAGCAUGUGCAGGGGGAAGUAAAGAAUGUUGCUUGAUUAUAUUAUUAUUUUUUACUUUGUAGACUUGAUUUUCAUUUUUAACAGAGAGUAUAUGUCAUAACAUUUAUUAAUACUCAGUUACGUACAGCUUUAAAAUUGUCUGUGAAAAAGUCUGCCUUUUUAUUAUUCAUUAUUCAAAAAAAUGUUUUAUCUAUGUUUUUUCUUAUAAAUGAAUUUCACUCAUUUUCUAUUGAAUUUUGCAGUCAAUUUGAAAAUUCUUGUGUACCAUUUUAUGGAACUUUAUUAUGAUAUUUAUAAAUUUAAGGCACAAAUACUUUAAUUAUGUGCUUAAGUUUUACUAUUUAAAGCUGGUUUAAUGUAUCUAGUUAUCCUGUUUUGAUAUGGAGUCAUUAUUUUCAAUGUUAAGUUGUAGUUUCAUUUUCUGCUCAGUUAUCCGAAUACAAAUUAUCUUAUAAUUUUUGUUGUAUGUUUAUUGUAUCUUCAGUCAGUCAUAUUUGUCUGGCAUAGAGCUGACCCAAGCUCCUAUUGUUGAGUUGAAGUUUGAGAUUACAACUAUUAGUUGCUCUUGUCAAUGUUCCUAUUAACUUAGCCUCCAUGGGAUGCUGCCAGUACCUGAAUCUUGAAAUGGCAGGGAUUGCAAUGUCAUUCUUAUGUACUCUAAAUGAGAAAGACCCCAAUUCCCCCUGAAGCACCUGAACAGUAAUUGAAAGGAAAAUUGGUGUAGUGGAAUUAUGUGUCUUAAGUACAAGAAAAUAAAUGUUGUCUACUACCGAAUUACUAAUGAAGGUGAUCUACAUAAAAGGACAAUUGUUAAGCCUGACAGCAAGUGCCAAAAGUUGGGUUCCAUUUAAAAUUGUAAUAUAUAGCAUUAAACCCUUUUCCUUCAUAAAGGACAGUUUACUGUCAUUAAAAAUUUUUAAUAAGUAUUUGCAAUCUUAGGUCUUUAGCUUGUAUCAUCACAUCGGAUCUAACAAGUGCUUUUAAGGACUCAUAAGUCUUAACUGCAACAUUGCCCAUUGUAUGGAAUUCAUUGUCUUCUGUUGUUUAUUGAAAAGAAAAAGAAAAGAUAAAAAAAAAUUUAAAAAAAAAAACUUUAAUCCUCUAAAUAUCACAUCAGCCAAAGUGCUGAUUCAUCAAAAUUUGAGUGGCUGUCCAUCCAGCCAAACCAUUGUGGUCUUUGUUUCCUUCCAGAAGAGUAUUAAAUGGUACAGAGCACUUAUUUCAUGCUAACAUUACCUUUCUGCCAUCCUCCUUGUCGUUUUAUGAAGGAUUUCAAAUUCCUUUUCAAGGUUUUUCGCGACAUAACUAGCAGUAAGAUAAGAUAUAACGAGGAAAGAAACAUUUUAUUCCUCAGCUGUUCUGGUAUUUUGAAAGAUUUAUCGUGAAGAGUGUACCGGAUGUCAGAGGGUAAGACUUCCCCCUUCUGCCGGAUUUACAUUUCAUUUAUUAAACAAUUGAUGCGGGUUUUAAUUGAAUCAUGUUUAUCUAUUUGAUGUUAUAAUUUGCGUCCUUGAUUCAUUCAUUUUUUAUUAUUUUUUUAUUUUGAGAUACUUGAGUUACUUCUUUAGGUCGUAUGUUAAAAAUGGAAAGAACAAAACCAAUUAGUUAUGCGGUGUUGGACAUUCAUAUUUACAGUUAUACUAUUAGCAUUUAUAUAAAUUGUCUUUAAAACAAGAAAUUGCAUUGCAACUUCUUGUAAUUAUUUUCUUGUAUACAACUGCGUGAAAACCAAAUGUAUUAUCAUAAAAUUUAUGUAUAUAAUUUUAUUCUAAAAAAUUAUUUCGGAUAUCCCCCCCCCGAAUUUUAAAUUCAAUUGAGAUUUUAAAUCGGUAUUUUGAAAAUGUAAACACUUUUUUCACUGCUCUCUAUAUUGAGUAUGAUUUGUUUUAUUUUAUGCUGCUGAUUGCUAAAUAACUUUUAAUGAAGCUAAGUAAUAAAAAAUAAUCAAACUUUUUUUCUUGUUAAGCAUUUGUUGAGGAAAAAUUUUUUUAUUUGUAUUAAAAAUAAAUUGUUAUGAGGAAAAAUUUGCAUAUCAAAUGAAUCGAAUGAAAAUAAGUUUUUUAUUAUUUUAAUGAACAAUUUGUGAGGGAAAGAAGUAUUUUGUUGAACAAUUAAAUGUUGCAUGUCCAUAGCACCUAAAUUGUAGGACGCUAUAGCUCUGCAUUUGCUCCUACUCCCAAAGAACUGGUGCUUAUUUAAGAUCAUCUUAAACUUGUGUAUGUUUUGGAUGAAUCAAUGUGAUAAUGUCCGACUAAUUCAUGACUUUAGUGGUGAACCACUAUGAAACCUAGAGGUAGAUAGUUUUGGCAUUUUAAAUUUUGCUAAUCAGUUCACAUUAAACUUCACUUUUUUUUUUAUCAUGUGCGUAAAAUAUUUUUGGUGAGCCAAAAUAUUUCUUUUCAGUAAUUUAACUUUUAAAAUUUUGCAAGUAGACUUUCUGUAUCAUUGUAACAUUAAGGUGUUAUUUUUAUUCACAUCAUUUAUCAAUCAUUAUCAUACAUCAAUUUAUCCUAUGGUAUUAAUUCAUUUAUUGUGCAUUUUAUACAAACCUCAGUGUUGUCAGCAUAAAUGUGACAUUUAUUAAGAGACUAAUACAAGAAUGUACAAAAUGUGUUGUGUGUUAUUUUAGAUGUUUUAUUUUAUUGUGCAUUUUCCACAUAUGAUAUUUCAAAUGGCUAUUUCAUUAAAUUAUACCUUUAUGCGAUUACAUUAUUCAUAUUGGGAAUGUUUAUAAAAUUUUAAUUAAAAGGCUCGAAAGAGAAAUUCAUUUUUAUACUAACACAUAUUUUGCUCUGUUUAUUUUAUAGUAAUUUGAUCAUUAAUAAAUUGAAUAUACUGUUUUCAUUUCGUAAUGUCAAAAUAUUCAGUUAUAAUUUGUAAAAAUGUGGAUUGAUUGUAAAUAUGUUUGUUGGCUUAAUGUUUUUUAGAUAAUUUGACGUUUAUUGUGAAUUUAAUUUAAGAACUCAUUUUUGCUUGAACUAUAAUCGAUACAUCAUUAAAAAUGGUUUUAUUUAAAUAUUCUAGUAUAUCUGUGUAUUAUAUGAAGGAUUACUCAUUUUGCGAUCUUUUUGUCAGUGCAAAACUGCUUCCUCUGAAAGUAAAGAUAAUUUCCUCUCAAUAUGUCUUUGUUCAGUUUCUUAAUUUUGUGGGAGGGCGUUUUGAAAUUUGGUGCAUUUGCAUUAACAUAAAUAUCUGAGGAUCAAAUAUAUGAGAUGGUUGUCGUAUGGAAAUUAUUCUAAAUUUUUCAAAGAUUACUAUUCUAAGCACACUUGAAUAUACAUACAUUAAUCCAGUUCAACUUUUAUUUUUCCAUUUUGUUAAUUAAAAAGGAGGAGAUUAGUUUUCUAACUAUGUAAUUGAAACGAAAUAUUCUAAAUUUUUUAUCGAGUAAGUGCCACUUUAUUAUUUGUUUUUUACAAAUUCCUUUGCCUUUUAACUUUUUAAAAAUUCUGUUUGGUCUUUGAUUUCGUUCUACUUAUUUGGUAAUAAUCUACCACACUACUUCUUUGCCCUCUUUCUAUAUUGUAUAACAAAUGCUGUUAUUUAUUUUUAAUUCUAUAAAGCAUUUUGGAAGUGAAGGAAGUUAUGGAAGUGAACUUUACAACGAAUUCAAAGUACAAUAGGAAAAUGUUGUCUUUUGCGGUGGCGGUUUAUCAGUAUUUUUUUUUUUUUUUUCUGUCACUCCUUCUAUCUUAUGUAUUCUGUCUACGGGUUCUUUUUUUCUUGCCUCCUUCAAGAAAGAAUAAAAAGAGAUGUUUUACUCUUGCCAUUCCUUAUAACAAAGUAAAAAGUUGGUAACUUGUGUUUGACGGCAUCGGAAUUUGUACUUCAAACAUUGUAGGAAGGUUUCGGAAAAUUUUGUUUUUAAGUUUAUCUGUUUCAUAAAAAAUUGAAAAUUGUGGAAUUUUUGGACUUUUCCAGUGAAAUGAUUAUUAUGGGCGUGACAUAUAAAACAAAUUAUGAGCUUGGAAUUCCCUUUUGUUGAAAACAGUAUGAUUAUUAUAAGUUUUAGAUAAUGGAUAAGAGUAUUUUUUCUUUUUAAAUAUGAUCUUCAAAAAAAAGAAGAAGAAGAAGCUUUAAUUAUAGUUAUCACUGAGGAAAAUUGCAAGGCAUGACUUAAGGUCAGAUGAUUGUGUGGUUUCUACUCUUUCUUGUCCAAUAAUUUUACUUUUAUUCAAUGUAAUGAAUACAAUUACAUUAUCAGUAUGAUGCAUUUGUAAUUUCGGUAAUUGGGUUGGUAUUAGUUCGGAAUCAUUCAGCUAGUUUAUUUUUGUUGAUUUCCACUUGAACAAUUCCAUCAUUAACUGACCUUAUCUAGUAUAAAUAUGUAGGUGUUUGUUCAGUUCUCAGGAUUUAUGUGAGUUUGGCUCAUUUUAGGACUUCUAGUUCUUAAUAUAUUUUUUUGAAACAUUGGAUUAUUACGGACCAUGAAUAUUUGAAAUACUGGUUAUUAGCAUUAUAUCAAGUAUCUUUGUGAACAAGAUUCCUUAUUAUGUGUGUGUGUGUGUGUGAUUUUUGCUCUCAGGCUAUGUUAUUUUGUAUUGUUCUCUUAAAGAUUUUUUUUUCUGUGUUUAUAAAUGUAUCCUCAGGUUUCUGACAUUUAUUGUUAAGUAUUUUUAAGUUUAUGGGGCCGAAUUUGUAAAAGUAGUGUUCCAUUUCUCUAAAUUUGAAAGCUUUAUGUUUUAUUUAUUUAUUUAUUAAUUUUAUUCUCAAAAUUAUGCUAUGAUCUCAGCAAUAAUUUUCAAAUUUGUUAGUAUUUUAUAUUUCUUCAUCUUUGACCGAGCAAGUACAUGCGUGUUUGCAAUAUGUUUUAUCAUUAGUACUGGAUCAUCUUCCAUUAUGCUCCAUUUGGCAACUCAGCAAAUACCAGUACCUGUCUAUCAGGAGAGUAGAGUUUCAUGUUAAAAAUAUGAUUAAAUAAAUAUAAAAUCUGGAAGUGCCUCUUUGUUGUUCUGAAAAAGUUGAAACUCUCCUCUCCUCAUGAAUAUUAUUUUUAAAUAAUUUAAAAAAGUAUAUUUCCAUUUUUUGUCAUUUUAUAAAAAAUUGCCAUUUAAUCAUGCAAAUCAGAAUUACGAUUCCAGUUUGGUUUCCUGUUUAAAACACUGCAUUGUAUUAUAUAUAUAUAGAUAUAUCUAUAUAUGUAAUUUCUGUUACAAACAAAAAAAACUUUCUAUGUAGAUUUUCUAAACUUAUAUAGAAUGUUUCCCCGGUGCUGUGUUCACUGCAUUUUUAAAGUGAUAGUGAGUUAAACACUCAUUACACCUUUGUUUGGGAUGUUUGCAUAUUUUUUAAUUAUCUAAGAUUGUAGAUAUAGUAUCAAUAAAUGCUAUUUAUGGGGAUUAUUUAAUUAUCUAGAUCACAAUAAUAUUAACUGUAUACGUAGGCAUAGGCGUGUAAGAAAAUAUAAACCUUUAGUCUUAAGCCUACUCUGUGUAUACUUUAUUUUAUAUUCAAUAUUACUUAAUUUUGCAAUUAAGGAAAGUUUUAUAAAUAUUUUGUUAUAUUGUUUUAUCAUGUUAAUAUACAACAUUUUCAUCAUUGUACAGAAAUAUUUACAAGUUAUUAAUAUAAAGCACGCAUUUUUGAAACAGUUAAAAUAGAUAAAUCUGGAUAUAUGAAUCUUUGGUCAUGUACUUACAUAUUUGUUUUGUACCACAUUUUAGCAUAGAGCUCAUAGUUGUCAGGAGGACCAACAAGUAGAAAAAUAUUCGUAUUUUGAGAUGGAGACUCAUGUUACUACAGUGUAUGUAUGCCUGUAUGUGUGGUCGGAUGAAUGUGUGUGUGUGUGUGUGUAAUUAUACAUGUGAGGUACGUGUGCAUGCUUGAUACGAAUGUAGGUGUUACAAAUGUAUAUUAUACUGGCCUGGAAAAACUUGUAGCUUUGUAUAUUUUUAAGAUUGUUUUUAUGUAAACACUUAUAGCUGUUUAUAGCGUUUCUUUGGCACUCUUAAUGUACUAGACAUUGUUUAUGUUUUUUUGUCUUUAAUGUUUGUGAUCUGUGCUGUGCUAGAUGUGUUUGGUUUUGUGUAAUGACAAUUUUGUUUAUCAGAUUUUUAAAACAAAAGUUUUCCGCUUGAUUUUGAUAGUUUUUCCUGUUUGCAAUAUGAUAAGAAGAAGGCAUUAAAAAACAAUUUAUAUGAAUAAUAAUUUUUUAAAAUUCUUUCUAUAUUUGGUCAAAGAUUAAAAUAUGAAAUUUUUUACAUUAUUGGCCUGAUCCGGUGCUUUGAUUUAUUUUAUUUUUUCCCCCCUGAAAAGUAACUUUGUUACUGCCUUUCUUUCUGAAAAUGAAAUAUUUGUAAUUUCAGUAAUUAUUAUAAUUUGAAAGUAUAAAGAAGUAUUGUACUUAUUAUUUUUAUAUAGUUUUAUGUGAAUCAUUUUAUGUUAAACUUUAUUCUAGUCCUUUUUAUUAUCUGAAUAUUGAAAACAGUAUAUUUUUAAUUAAUCAUUACUCUCAUUGAGAAUUAUAUCCUCAUAUAAUAAGGAAUUUUUUUAGCAGUCAACUGAAUAUGCUAUUUUUGUGCUGUAGUUACAAGAACUUUUCUUAUGUAAAUAUUUGUUUCGAUCAUC